This is a messenger RNA of Tuber aestivum (summer truffle), 947 nucleotides long. NCBI's taxonomy places the organism in Eukaryota, Fungi, Ascomycota, Pezizomycetes, Pezizales, Tuberaceae. The record is from the annotation of a GenBank genome assembly.
ACCUCAAUUGAUUCCCUACCCCCCUUUGCUGGGAAGAAAUUGGAGCGAUAGUCACGGCACGGUACGUUUCCUCCUCCUCCCUCUCCCCUACGGGACUACCGGUAGACCUAUAGUGCUGGAGGGAGGGAGCAAGAAGGAAAAGGGGGUCGAAACAUCCAAUAUCAACCAUUUCUCACAUGUCCCUAGGCCGCCUACAACUUACAAUUCGACCCCAUCACGAGAAUGUCCCUCGUAAACCUCGGCCACUUCUGCUCGCACUUGCAGAAUGCCUCGCGCUCGCGCCUCUCCAUAACCUCCAUCAUGCCGUCGAAGUUACACUUGGGCAUCGCAUUAGCACUUCAAGACCAGGGCUUCAUAUCCUCCGUGACCCGGGGCGACACCGCGGGCCCGGACGCCGAGGAGACGCCGACGACACGGGAGAACAUUGCGAGGAGAAGGCUUUGGCUCUCGCUCAAGUAUCACGAUAACGAGCCGGUGCUUUCGGGGAUGAAGCUUGUGAGCAAGCCAACGAAGAGGGUACAUAUGGGGGUUCGGGGGCUGGAGAACCUGGCGGCGGGAAAGCAGCAUGAUUUCGUGCAAUCGUUAGGGGCCGGGGAGAUUAUGCUUCUGUCGACGGAUAGGGGGGUUAUUCUGGAGGCUCGGCAGGCUAUUGAGAUGAGGAUUGGGGGGCUGCUGUUGUGUCGAGUGAGGUGAAUUGUGGAUAUUUGAAUGGUUACAUUUUGUCCCCCCAGCUACGGAGUACAUAGGGUUCACGGGGGAUAUACUCGGAGGCCACGUUCUCGCGGGAAAGCAGGAGCGAGGGCGGAGGGAAACCCCUUUUAUAUGAUAUAAUAGUGCAAUGUUUUUCCGGUUUUUUUUCUAGCGGAUGGGAUACAAACUAGGGGAAAGGAAGAGGGAGAUGGGGUUGCCCCAGGUAUCUUGAACCCCCCCUUUCCAGUGUUUUCCGC